AUAAAUCCGAAUUACAUCAAAGCUCAUCAAAGAUUCGGAAGUUUUGGAACACUAAUACCAAAGGUUGUUGUUUCGUUUCCAUAACAUCUAACCAAUAAUAUGCCAAAAGAAAACAUGGAUUAGUUGACAAACAAACAAACACUGAGAUUAUUACUUUGAUCCACAUUACUGGGAAAUCAAACUUCACACGUGGCAUGCAGCCAUGCAUCUUCAAACCAAGGGGUAGUUUUGGUUAAUCAUCCAAAUAUGCCCAUUGGCACCAAUUCCCUCAAUAACUACUAUAAAUACCAAGGCCGUUGAGUGUAACGCUUUGCACAAUUACACUUAAACCUGUUUAUUUCUCCUUCUUCUUCUUAUUCUAGUCUUCAUCAUUCACUCACAAAAACAAAGAAAAGAAACCAGAGAGAUGGAUCAAAUAAAACCGGAGUUUCUGAAAAAAUUGACGAAGUUUAUAGCAGUUUCGAUAUGGAUUUUCUCUCUUUUAACCACUCACAACUUCUAUUUAUAUAGAUUCAUGAUUCAACUCGUAACACACGCAGUAGAUAAAAACUACAUGUUCCUCCUCUGCAAUGGUCUCUUAGUGGUUGUUGCGAAGUGCUCUGGUUUGGUCGCUUCGUCGAAACCAAUAGAGAAAUUUUGGAGUAAUACCGAUAAAACCUUUGAUUAUGGAGAUUUCGAGAGUUACAAUGCGAUAUUGGAGGUGAAGUAUAAUUCUGUUAAUGGAAUAGGAACAGAGUACUCCUUUCUUCUUGCAGAGGAAGUUACUGUAGAGGAGGAUACAAAACAUCAAGAAACCGAAGAAAACGAAGAAGAUGACGAUGACAACACAUUAGCAGAUAAUGAAGGAGAGGAAGAGUGUGAUCUUCGUGACGGAUCUAUAAACGAGGAAGAAGAAGAAGAGAACGUAGAAGUGAUGACAUCGACGGAGGAGGAGAUGAAUAAGAAGUUCGACGAGUUCAUCAGAAAGAUGAAGGAAGAGCUUAGAAUCGAAGCUAAACGGCAUUUAAUACUUGUUUGAGUACUACUUUAUAGUUAAUCAGUUUUGUUUUAAGUUUAAUCGCACCAAGUUACGUUUUCUAGCUUCUUCUACGUACUUCCUUCUAUCCUUUGUAAGCAUCUCUUUUAAUGGAAUAAUCCUUUUUAAAUC
This is a messenger RNA of Arabidopsis lyrata subsp. lyrata, 1147 nucleotides long. RefSeq lists its product as uncharacterized. The coding region runs from base 407 to 1018 and encodes 203 amino acids. The transcript has a single exon. The record is from RefSeq and is a predicted model, not a curated record. NCBI's taxonomy places the organism in Eukaryota, Viridiplantae, Streptophyta, Magnoliopsida, Brassicales, Brassicaceae.